Otolemur garnettii (small-eared galago) is the source of this 1613-nucleotide messenger RNA. RefSeq names its product tRNA methyltransferase 5 (gene TRMT5). Gene Ontology annotation, biological process: tRNA N1-guanine methylation; mitochondrial tRNA methylation. Lineage: Eukaryota; Metazoa; Chordata; Mammalia; Primates; Galagidae. The record is from RefSeq and is a predicted model, not a curated record. The transcript is spliced from 4 exons. The coding region runs from base 165 to 1517 and encodes 450 amino acids. Gene Ontology annotation, cellular component: cytoplasm; mitochondrial matrix.
UCUUACGGAAGCCAUUUGAAUUCUCAAGACAACUUCUGAGAGUGGAAAGCUGUAGCAUAACUGAAUUACAAUCUUUGAUUCCACUAGCUUGGACAUCAUUGACACAGAAGCUUAGGAGAGCACCUGGUAUUUCCUUACUGGAUCAAAGAAAAAGAUUCUCAACCAUGCCAGAAAUAGAAACAAAUGAGAGAGACUCUGAAUUGUUUUCACCCCCCUCUGAUGUUCGAGGCAUGACAGAGCUUGAUAGAACAGCUUUUAAAAAGACAGUCACCAUUCCAGUGCUUAAAGUGAAGAAAGAAAUAGUCAAUAAAUUGAUGCGAUCACUUAAAAGGGUGGCACUGCAGCGCCCAGGCAUAAAACGUGUGAUUGAAGAUCCAGAAGAUGAAGAAAGUAGACUAAUUAUGUUGGAUCCCUGUAAAAUGUUUACUCAUGAUCCUUUUGAGAAAGCAGAACUCAGUAUUUUAACACAGCUUAAUGUCAUACCUCAGAUAUCUGAAUAUAAUUUGGAACUAACUUAUGAAAACUUUAAGUCAGAAGAAAUCUUGAAAGCUGUGCUUCCUGAAGGUCAAGAUGUGACUUCAGGAUUUAGCAGAGUUGGACACAUUGCACAUUUGAACCUUCGAGAACAUCAGCUACCUUUCAAGCAUUUAAUUGGCCAAGUUAUGAUUGACAAAAAUCCGGGAAUCACUUCAGCAGUAAAUAAAAUCAAUAAUAUUGACAAUACAUACCGAAAUUUCCAAAUGGAAGUACUAUCUGGAGAGGAGAACAUGAUGACUAAGGUUCGAGAAAAUAACUACACCUAUGAAUUUGAUUUUUCAAAAGUCUAUUGGAAUCCUCGUCUUUCUACGGAACAUAGCCGUAUCACAGAACUUCUCAAAUCUGGGGAUGUCCUAUUUGAUGUUUUUGCUGGUGUUGGACCCUUUGCCAUUCCAGUAGCAAAGAAAAACUGCACUGUAUUUGCCAAUGAUCUCAAUCCUGAAUCCUAUAAAUGGCUGUUGCACAAUUGUAAAUUAAAUAAAGUGGACCGAAAGGUGAAAGUCUUCAACUUGGAUGGGAAAGACUUCCUCCAAGGACCAGUCAAAGAAGAGUUAAUGCAGCAGCUGGGAGUGUCAAAAGAAAGAAAACACUCUGUGCACAUUGUCAUGAACUUGCCAGCAAAGGCCAUAGAGUUUCUUAGUGCUUUCAAAUCCCUUUUAGAUGGGCAGCCAUGCAGCAGUGAGCUCCUUCCCACAGUACACUGUUACAGCUUUUCCAAAGAUGCUGAUCCUGCUGAGGAUGUUCGGCAGCGAGCUGGAGCUGUGUUAGGCAUGUCCUUGGAGGCGUGUAGUUCAGUUCACCCAGUAAGAAAUGUGGCCCCUAACAAGGAAAUGCUGUGCAUCACUUUCCAGAUUCCUGCUUCUAUACUCUACAAGAACCAGAGUAUGAAUCUAGAGAAUCAUGAAGAUCCACCUAUUAAACGACAAAGGACAGAUGAAGGCUUUUCAGAAGAAAAAACACAGAUUGCUUCAAACACUUAAUUGGAAAUUUUUUCUCCAUCUCCUCACUUGCCUUUUGUAUGAUUAUAAUUUGUACGAUUUAAUAAAAUUUUAGUAUCCGGGUACUUAACUCUUGAA